AUGGGUCUUUCUCAGGAACGUAAGCUCGAGUACUUUGCGAAGCUCGAAAAUUUGCUUGAAAAGUACACCAAGAUCUUUCUCGUCGGUGUUGACAAUGUCGGUUCGGCCCAAAUGCAACAAAUCCGUCUAGUGCUUCGUGGUCGUGGUGAAGUGCUUAUGGGUAAGAACACCCUUAUGCGUAAGGUGUUUAAUAACUUUGUAAAGAAAAACCCUGGGCACCCACUUGAGUUAUUCAUUCCGCUACUUAAGGGUAAUGUCGGCUUUGUAUUCACAAAUGACGACUUGUCUGAGAUCCGUGAGAUACUUGAGUCGAACCGUGUGCCUGCUCCGGCUCGUGUGGGUUCAAUUGCUCCAGUUGAUGUCAUCGUGCCUCCAGGUCCCACUGGUGCUGAUCCCGGUCAGACUUCGUUCUUCCAGGCUUUGCAAAUUGCCACUAAGAUUCAAAAGGGACAGAUUGAAAUUGUAUCUGAGGUACUUCUUACCCGCAAGGGUGAGAAGGUUGGCAACUCUGAGGCUGCUCUGCUGCAGAAGCUCGACAUCAAACCUUUUUCUUACGGUCUAGUGAUCGAGCAAGUUUACGACAAUGGAUCAAUCUUCGACCCUGCUGUACUUGACCUUACUGAGGCUGAUCUAUGCGCUAAAUUUGCUGCUGGAUUGCGCAAUGUAGCCGCGAUGUCACUGGAAUUAGGCAUUCCAACUCUUGCCUCAAUUCCUCACUCAAUCGCUAAUGCAUUCAAGGAUUUGGUUGCUAUUGCUGUGGAAUGUGAAAGCUUUUCUUUCGAGAAAGCUGAGCCAUACAAAGCUUAUCUAGCUGACCCGUCAGCGUUCGCUGUAGCCGCUCCAGCUGGUGGUGCUGCUGCCCCUGAGGCGAAGAAAGAGGAAGCUGUUGAGGAAGAAGAGGAAGUUGACAUGGGCGGUGGCAUGGACAUGUUCGGUGGCGAUGAAGAUUAUUGA
Molecule: messenger RNA, 954 nt
Organism: Plasmopara halstedii
Lineage: Eukaryota; Oomycota; Peronosporomycetes; Peronosporales; Peronosporaceae
Product: 60s acidic ribosomal protein p0
Exons: 1
Coding region: 1-954 (317 amino acids)
Biological process (GO): cytoplasmic translation; ribosomal large subunit assembly; ribosome biogenesis
Cellular component (GO): cytosolic large ribosomal subunit
Molecular function (GO): large ribosomal subunit rRNA binding; structural constituent of ribosome
Source: RefSeq, a predicted model, not a curated record